Molecule: messenger RNA, 1471 nt
Organism: Juglans microcarpa x Juglans regia
Lineage: Eukaryota; Viridiplantae; Streptophyta; Magnoliopsida; Fagales; Juglandaceae
Product: VQ motif-containing protein 9-like
Exons: 1
Coding region: 354-1325 (323 amino acids)
Source: RefSeq, a predicted model, not a curated record
CUAACUUAAUAAAACUAUCAAGAGUAGGGAGUAUGGAACGCUAUUAAGAUUAAACAAGACAGCCUUGACACUUCACAGUCAUAGAUCAAGAUAUAAUAUAUGCGUGCCUUCGUUUACGGGUCAGUUCCAUUGUCUUCUUUUCAGCCUCAAAGCAUAAUAAGAGAGAAAAAGAGACGAUAGAACCAAGGAGAGACAUAUUCCUCUUCCUCCCUUUACGUCUCUUUAUAUCAGUCUUCGGACCAUGUCUCUUUAAUGAUUAAUUCCCAGAAUAAGAAGAAGAUUUAUCCCCACCGGUCACACACAAUCAGACAGACACAGAGGCAUAGCCGCUAAGUGUCUUUGCGUGUGAUGGUAUGAUGGAUAAAAGCUGUCAAUCCACCACUAUCACUGCCGCUACCACGUCUGCUACCACAAACAGCAGCGGUAGCAAUAAUAAUACCAACAGAGACCAAUACCUCAGACACCUCAACAUGCUUUCCCACAAGAUCUCUAAACCCAGCAUCAAAAAAUCCUCUACUGAUCCCGCCAAUCAAAGUCAAAGUCUUAAUCAAAAUCACCCUCAAUCACAACCAGCCUCACAACAGCCACAGGUCCAGCAGCAGGUACAGGCACAGGCGCAGCAGCAACAUCAGCCGCCGGUGUACAAUAUCAACAAGAACGACUUCAGGGACGUGGUCCAGAAGCUCACAGGCUCACCGGUACACAGGCGUUUCUCGACGCCGCAACCUAUUCAAGCACCCAGGCCUCCCAGCUCCCGACUCCAUCGUAUUCGCCCUCCACCCCUUGCGCACGUUUGCAAUCGGCCCCCUCCCCUGCUAGACAGCGGCGAUCUCCGUGCACAGCAACCCAUUAUAAACCCAAAUAUCCCCAUCACCGCCCCGACUUCCAGCUUUGGUCAAUUUGGACAACCCAUAACGCCGUUAUCCCCUUUGCCGCCGUUCCCAUCCGUCCACACGGUGGCCGAGUCGCCCGUCUCGGCCCACAUGCGAUACCUCCAAAACCCAGUCUCCACCGUCGAUUCGAACCCUACGCAAUUCUCGGGAUUCUCGCCGCUAGCACCUCUAGUCUCGCCCCGCUGGAACAAUUUAAUUCCCCCGCCGCAUCAGGGAUUAACUCCUCCGCCAUCGGCUACGAUACCGUCACAGCCGCAGUUUCCGAUGCCGACCUCACCGCUUCCAUUCGGGUGUUUUAAUUCGCCGAGGUCACCGUACCCCUUACUUUCCCCAGGCCUGCUGUUUUCGCCUUCGCCCGGUCAAUUAGGGUUUCCACAGCUCCCGCUUUCGCCAACAGUACAGGUUGAGAGCCCCAGAUGGAGGGCCGUCUGAGUUCCUUCUUCAGGUGAACCUUUCUGCAAGACGACGUCGAUUCGCUCUUAGUGGUUUUAUCAUUGCCGAUAUGUAAACGAUUGGGGGCGUCAGGAAUAUUUAAUGAAUAAUUAUUUACUAUUUACUAUUCCACAGAUUCACAUAUA